Molecule: messenger RNA, 2086 nt
Organism: Melozone crissalis (California towhee)
Lineage: Eukaryota; Metazoa; Chordata; Aves; Passeriformes; Passerellidae
Gene: SUOX
Product: sulfite oxidase
Cellular component (GO): mitochondrion
Molecular function (GO): oxidoreductase activity; molybdenum ion binding; molybdopterin cofactor binding
Source: RefSeq, a predicted model, not a curated record
UGGAGCUGGGAGAAGCCGGGACCGACCGGCACCGACUGGGUGGGGACACACCGGGCACCGGGCUGGGAACGGUGCUGGGGUCACGGAAGGGCAGAAGCGCAGCGGAAACCGAGCGCGGUUGUGUCGCAGCAGAGUCGCUGAUUUUCGCUUUCCCCGGCAGCGCCACCGGAGCCGUUUCCCGGUACCCGGUGUCCGGUGCCCGCCUCAGCCGCGCUCUCCCGUCCCGCCGCCACCGCCGCGAUGCUGCUGCUCCGGGCCAUGGCCGGCCGCAGGCUCCCGCCGCUGAUGCGGCUGCCCCGCGGCUGCUCCCGGUUGGCCGCCGGUAGCGCGGCCCCGGAGGGACACCGGGAAGCGACACCGAGGGGACACCCAGGAGCGACACCGGGGGGACACCGAGAAGCGACACCGGGGGGACACCGAGGAGCGGCCCCGGUGCUGGCGGCGCUGCUCGGACUCGGCGUCGUUGUGGCCUACGGAGAGCGGCGGCGGAGGACCGCCCAGGCCGCCCGGGCCGCCCCCGCCCCGCCGUUCCCCCGUUACACGCGGGCGGAGGUGGCGCAGCACCGCACCCCGGCGGAUCGCGUGUGGGUCACCUACGGCACCGACGUGUUCGACGUUACCGAAUUCGUGGAGCUGCACCCGGGGGGACCGGACAAGAUCCUGCUGGCGGCCGGGGGGGCCCUGGAGCCGUUCUGGGCUCUCUACGCCGUGCACGGCCAGCCCCACGUCCUGGAGCUGCUCCGCGAGUACAAAGUGGGCGAGCUGAGCCCCGAGGAGGCGGCGCCGCCACCGGGGGACGGCGCGGACCCGUUCGCCGGGGACCCCCCGCGCCACCCCGCGCUGCGGGUGAACAGCUCGAAGCCUUUUAACGCCGAGCCGCCCCCGGAGCUGCUCACGCAGAGCUUCCUGACGCCCAACGAGCUUUUCUUCACCCGCAACCACCUCCCGGUGCCCGCCGUGGAACCGGCGUCCUACCGGCUGCGCGUGGAGGGGCCCGGCGGCCGCGCGUUGUCGCUGUCGCUGUCGGAGCUGCGGCGGCGCUUCCCGAAGCACGAGGUGACGGCCACGCUGCAGUGCGCCGGUAACCGGAGAUCCGAGAUGAGCCGCGUCCGCCCGGUUAAAGGCUUGGCGUGGGACAUCGGCGCCAUCAGCACGGCGCGCUGGGGCGGAGCGCGGCUCCGGGACGUGCUGCUGGCCGCCGGCGUCCGCGACGGCGCCGAGAACGGCGAGUGGCACGUGUGCUUCGAAGGGCUGGACGCGGACGCUUCGGGGACGCCGUACGGGGCGUCCAUCCCGUUAAAACGGGCGCUGAGCGCCGACGCCGAGGUGCUGCUGGCGUACGAGAUGAACGGGCGGGAGCUGCCCCGGGAUCACGGCUUCCCGGUGCGCGUCGUGGUGCCCGGGGUGGUCGGGGCGCGGAGCGUGAAGUGGCUGCGGAGCGUGGCGGUGUCGCCCGAGGAGAGCCCGAGCCACUGGCAGCAGAACGACUACAAGGGCUUCUGUCCGUCCGUGGAUUGGGAUUCCGUGGAUUUCGGCUCCGCGCCCGCCAUCCAGGAGCUGCCGGUGCAGUCGGCGAUCACCGAGCCCCGGCCCGGAGCGGCCGUGCCCGCCGGGGAGCUGACGGUGAAGGGAUACGCGUGGAGCGGAGGAGGAAGGGAGGUGGUCAGGGUGGACGUGUCGCUGGACGGGGGCCGCACGUGGCGCGAGGCCGAGCUGGGCCCGCGGCCGGAGCGGGGCCGGGGCUGGGCCUCGCUGUGGGAGCUGCGGGCGCCGGUGCCCGCGGGGGCGCGGCUGGAGAUCGUCUGCAAGGCCGUGGACCGGAGCUACAACGUCCAGCCCGACACCGUGGGGCCCAUCUGGAACCUGAGAGGGGUCCUGAGCAACGCCUGGCACCGCGUCCCCGUCACCGUCACCAAGUGAGGGACACCAGGAUAUUGGGGUAUUGGGGCUUUGGGGACAUUGGGAACACAGCAGGGACAUUGGGGACACUGGGGACACCAGGGACAUCAGAGCUACAACGUCCAACCUGACACUGUCAGGGGGGCCCAUCUGGAACCUGAGAGGGGUCCUGAGCAACGCCUGGCAC